AUGUUACCACCAUUCAAUCUUCAAAAGUGGAUAGAUGAGAAUAAACAUUUGUUAAAGCCACCUGUAGGUGCAAAGUUGGUAUAUGAAGAUCCAAACUCUACAUUUGUUGUUAUGAUUGUUGGAGGUCCAAAUCAAAGAUCUGACUAUCACAUCAAUCAAACUGAUGAAUUCUUUUAUCAAUUUAAAGGAGAUAUGGUAUUAAAGAUUGUAAAUACAAAGGGAGAGUUUGAAGAUGUAAAUAUUAGAGAAGGAGAUAUGUUCCUCCUACCAGGCAACACUCCACACUCACCACAAAGAUACUCUGAUACUGUUGGAUUGGUUAUUGAAAAGAAGCGUGAUGCUCAAUCGAUUGAUAAGUUACGUUGGUACUGUGAUAAUUGCAAACUAGUUCUCUAUGAAGAGUCUUUCAACGUUCAAGAUUUGAAUCUUGGCAAGGAAUUGACACCAAUCAUCCUUCGUUUCUAUGGUGAAGAAUCUCUUCGUACUUGUAAAUCUUGUAAUCACAUUAGUCAAAAACCACCUCAAAAGGAAUAA
Cavenderia fasciculata is the source of this 534-nucleotide messenger RNA. RefSeq names its product 3-hydroxyanthranilate 3,4-dioxygenase (gene haao). Gene Ontology annotation, molecular function: iron ion binding; 3-hydroxyanthranilate 3,4-dioxygenase activity. Gene Ontology annotation, biological process: quinolinate metabolic process; 'de novo' NAD+ biosynthetic process from L-tryptophan. Lineage: Eukaryota; Evosea; Eumycetozoa; Acytosteliales; Cavenderiaceae. The record is from RefSeq and is a predicted model, not a curated record. The transcript has 3 exons. Bases 1 to 534 code for a protein of 177 amino acids. Gene Ontology annotation, cellular component: cytoplasm.